AUGGGUGAUAGUUGCCAGCCACAUAAGGGGGAUUCAGAAGGAAGGAAUGGCAGGCAGGGAAAGAGAGCGAAGAGGUUCCUCAGCUAUGAGCGAAAGAUUGUCUCCAAUAUGGCCUCUCGUUUCUGCUUCCUCCCCUGCAGCAACUACACCCUCAAGUUUAUGUCCUUCCCUAUGAGCGAUAUCACCGCAGCUUAUCGCAACGCCCCCGAGCGGACUGACGAAGUGUGGCAAAAGAUCCAGUGGUGUCUCCUCAGAAACAACCACUCGCAGAAGUUCCCCCAGGAUCAAGCCUUCCGUCUCCACCAAGGAAUCGUCACCAAUAGCGCCGAGCAAAUGAUGAGCCGCUUGUGCGUGAGGGUCCGAGAAGAGGUCCGGGUGCUCCGAAGCUGCUCCGUCGACACUGUCCAGGAGGACGUGUUGUAUGCGCGGGAGCUCAUGAAGGAAGCGAAGAAUUCACGGGCGCUCUUCCCCAGCCUGUAUGAACUCGGGCACAUAUUGGCCAGCGACGGGCCCGUCCGACACAAACUGGAGUCAGUAGCCAGCGAGGUGUCGAAGGCCGUGGACAAAGAGCUGCAGGUGAUUUUGGAGUCUAUGGUAGCCCUUACGCAGGAGCUGUGCCCACAUGCUGUCCAAGCCGCCGAGGAACAUAACAAGAUGUUGGCGGCGGUUUCCGAGCGCGUCACGGUCCCCCGGAACUUCAUUCGGGGAGUUCUGCUGGAACAGGCCGGCCAGGAUAUUCAGAACAAACUCAGUGAGGUGAAGCUCUCCGUGGUGACGUAUCUCACCAAUACCAUUGUGGAAGAAUUGCUCCAGGAACUCUACCACGCUCACAAGAACCUGGCCCAAAACAUCAUCCACCUCCGCCGACUUUCUGGAAGUCAAGAGAAUGCCACCUUCCCAGAGCACCUGGGGAAGCCCCGCCUUCGAGACCACGAGGAGACCACCGACGACGAGCUCGGCUCCAGCAUUGACACCAUGGCCAUCAAGAGGCGGAAGAAUUGCCGGAGAAUCCGGCCUGCUUCUGCCUUCAUCAGUGGCUCAGAACAAGAUGGCGAACUGAUCGUUCCCAGUAUGGACUCCCCUUUGGGCUGGAUCUCCUUGGCCAGCGGUAGCCAGUAUUCCCGGUCCUGCAGCACAUCUUUCGAGGCACUCUCUGACCUGCCCACCGAGGGUCUGCGGCUGGAGCACCACACCCGCCACAGGCCCCGCCCCCCUCGCACGGCUCCACGCAGGAACUUCCGGUCCAACAACCGAAUACUGGCAUCAAUUGAGUCGCGGGAGCAAGAGAAUGGGUCAGUGCCACAGUUGGACGAAGGCCUGGAUGAGUUUUUUAACAGAAGGGUACUUGCUGACAACGCCAGCUAUCCCAGGACACCCAAGAGUUGCGGAGUCAGGCCGGGCCCUUCGGACCCCCUCCCGCCUCAGCAAAAGAAGAGGAGGAGGGGGCUUUUCCAUUUUCGGAGGCAUCGUAGUGUCAAGGGGGAUCGGGACCCGGACGACCUGCCCCCAAGUCCUCCCCCGCCACCCCUGGGUGGGGAUGAACAGAAGCCCCCCUUCUGUGAAGAAGAAAGGAAGCUAGGACAGGAUACCCUUGAGAUGACAGCGGUUCUGCCGGGAAUGGGGGGCCCAGCCCCAGGAAGUGGGGUGAAGGGUCUACCGAGCCGAGUGAGACAGGGUUCCAAUCCUGACACAGAGUGGGCGGAGCCAGAUUCCAAAGGAGCAGAGCUCUUGCAGCCUUCUCGGGUUCAAGGUGUGGCGUUGCCAGGGAUGGGGCGCACAAAGGGGUGGAGUCUGGAUGCCAAGCUAGAGAGCGUGGACCUAGAGCGAGGAGGCAGUGUUCGGGACCAGCAGAGAAGACGCUCUUCAGAUGACUCAGGGCACGUCGGGUGGAGACCACAUCCCCCUCCACAGAGCACCAAGCCGAGCUUCGCCACCAUCCGUCGGGCCGAAGCCACCUGGGACAUUGCCGAAGAGAGCUCUCCGCGGGAAACCCGGGGGAAGGAGUCUCAGCAAGAACCCCCCCAGGACGGAAAGCAGAGUGGAGCCGACGGAAGGGGGGGUUUGCCUACGCUCAGCUCCGAGAAGGAGAGUCUGGUGGCACCAGUGAAGCAAAUCAGGGAUUUCUCCACCGCACCGCAGCCUACCAAGCCGAUCGCCCUCCCCCGGGGCCGGAAACCUCCCAGCCAACCCGAGAGAAGCCGGAGCAACGAGGAAGCGGGCCUGGCCGGAGGCGCUGCUCCGGAAGAUACACGUACGUCACCCCCAAUUGCCCAGCUCCGCCGCAGACCCGAGGAACCGGAGAACGAAGGGGACCCUGAGGUUGGGAGGAAGGCCGCCCCUCUCAAGCCAAAGAGGACGCGGCGAGCGCAGUCAUGUGACAAACUGGAUUCGGAUCGGGGCCGACAUCCGGGCUCUGGAGGUGCCAGUGACACACCCCUGCCUGACCCCCCUCCUCCCCCUCCCGACUGCGGCCUGACUAACCGGAAAGCUCGCCCUGCCGUUCCCCACCCUCUCCUCCCGGCGGACCGGACUGCGGGAACUCCCGGAUCUGGGACAGACUGAUGGACAGGCGCUCCCUCGAUGCCGAUGCCACCGCCGGAAGCUGCGACGCCUUUUCACCGUCCCAGGGGAAGAGCAAAGGAACAUGAACGUUCCAAAGGACAGAGAAUCACGGGGGAAUCCCCUCCCUGGUGCACCCUCUCCUACAAAGAGGGGCUGACCUCCCCCACCCUACAGAAACCAUCCAAGACCUGCUUGGUCUUCAGUGCUGCUGACCCCCCCCCCCAUUCUUCUUCCCCUCCUCCGUUUGUGCCUGUUUUCUUCCCUCGCUUCUGGGACAGACCCAUCUACCCCAUGACCCCAGAAGGACACAGCUCCCCCUUUUCAUCCAGGGUGGGCUGAGAAAAGCCCCUAAUGAAUCCCCCCUCCUUUUGCCCAUUCGAUUUAGGGGGCGCUAAGACCUACCAAAAGUCCCCUCCCUGGAAGAGAAAUUCCACAGCUGACUUCUCAGUUGGUUGGUUGUCCGCCGACUUCUCGGUUGUCCGUUUCCAGUUGGUCAACCGCUGACUUCUCGGUUGCCCGUUAUCUCCUUGUUACUAUGCGGAUCCCCCCCCCCUCUCGCUCGCCCGCCCGUCUUGCUGCUCCUGUCUGUCAUGUUCUUCUUACAUUCUCACCAUUCUAUUUUCAGCUUGUACAAAAGGAAGAGAAUAUUAAUAAAUUAUAUAUGGAAAUCAAAAA
Molecule: messenger RNA, 3237 nt
Organism: Sphaerodactylus townsendi
Lineage: Eukaryota; Metazoa; Chordata; Lepidosauria; Squamata; Sphaerodactylidae
Gene: CARMIL3
Product: capping protein regulator and myosin 1 linker 3
Exons: 19
Coding region: 1-2562 (853 amino acids)
Biological process (GO): cell migration; regulation of Arp2/3 complex-mediated actin nucleation
Cellular component (GO): plasma membrane; lamellipodium
Source: RefSeq, a predicted model, not a curated record